CGCGCCGCACGCUAUACAAUAUCAGAAAUUUUUAUACUUUUCAUCUUCACCUCUCCUUCCGACCUCAACCAGUUAUGUCACACAUUGAGGAAGUAUCGCUGAGCCUGACGGUCUCGCUCACUCCGACCCCCUCCUUCGUUGUCAAGACAAAGGUGGCGUCGCUUCCUGAACACAACCUCACGGGUGCCACCUACGCCCUUGGCCAGAAGAUCUUCCUCAACAUCUGCAGCAACGCCCUCGUCCCGUUGCCACCAACGCCGUUUCAUCCAACACAGACAUUUCCGCUCAUUAUGGAGAAUGCAUGGGAGAUCCCGAUCAUCGUGUCGCGUGAGCGCACCGCCACGGAUAAGCAAGGCGUGGUGUGCUCGGUGUACGACUGUAUGGUGAAUGACUCAGCGAUGGAGUGGAUCCACGCGGAUUCCAACUUGCGGAUGAUUGCAAUCGAAUGGUGUUUAGAGAGUAUUGAGUACAACUCACUGUGCACCGUCAGCCGCGAGUACGCGAUUCCGAAGAUGAAGUUCAAGGGCGAGGUUGUUGCGACCGAGUUAUUACUGUCGGAAUUGGCGGGGCGCAGUGGGAUGCAGCACGAAAUGGAGCGGCUAAAAGAGGAUGAGGUGAUUGGGUUGAUUCUGGAGAGCAGAGAGGAUGAUGAUGAAUUGCCUGCGUUAUUCCCCCUGACCACCACCGCCAGACCGUUGAUCCAGGAGAUCAGCGAGUUGUCUAUUGAAGAAAAGGAAGGUACAAAGGGUCUGAAGACAGAGGUUAAAUUAGUCACCGGGGCCCCGAAGGAUAUCAGGAAGCUCCAAUUUAGGGUGUCAUUUCACAAACUCACAGGGAAUCAUAAGUUGCAAAUCAAAAUCUCAAACGAGCACUUGACAUCGUCAUUUGACUACAGGUUGGCUUAUUUAAAGGACAGCCAUGUGCUAGUGGUGGAGAGCUGUGUGGAGUCAACUGUGGUUAUCAAUAACGCCUUGGAGAUUCCGUUGCCCGUAGGCAUGGGCACCGGGUUUGAGAGUUUCUAUAUCAAGGAUGAGGCCGCGUUGUGUGUGUUUAUCAGGUAGAGGAUAGGCCGUGGAUGAUUCUUCAUUCAUGAUUCUUUAUGGAUGCUAGUGUAAUGCAUAUCACCAGAUAUCUGAAAGAGAGGCCAAGAGGAAACGAAUCUUUCUGAGGAUAUCUAUCUACUAGCUUCGGAUUCCACAAACUUGGAGUAGGUGAAAAUGAGCAUGGAAAUGAUUUCGAUUGGAUAUAGUGCAAAACAAACAAGAGGUUAAUCAACGUAAUUUCCAAUAUACUAGCCAACUCUUAGAUAUUUAGCUCAUUGUCCCCCGCGGCCUGCCUGUAAACAAAUUCUAGCCAAAAAUAGUAGCCUUCAGAGCUCUAACUGAAUACACCCCACAGUCGUUAUCACCCAAUCGUAGAUAUAGGAGGAUAAAUAUUAGCAAGAAUCUCCAUACCCGUGGGAAAUCAACC
Messenger RNA from Babjeviella inositovora NRRL Y-12698, 1470 nucleotides. RefSeq lists its product as uncharacterized. NCBI's taxonomy places the organism in Eukaryota, Fungi, Ascomycota, Pichiomycetes, Serinales. The transcript has a single exon. The coding region runs from base 75 to 1061 and encodes 328 amino acids. Gene Ontology annotation, biological process: rRNA processing; box C/D snoRNP assembly. Gene Ontology annotation, cellular component: cytoplasm; ribonucleoprotein complex; R2TP complex. The record is from RefSeq and is a predicted model, not a curated record.